CUGAAAAAAUAUUCCCUAUAUCAAGCAAUGCUUAAUACUAGUUAACCUGCGAAGACUUAGAGUUUUGAAGUAUUUUAAUGGAUCGUUUAAAGUUUAACGAGAAAGCAUCCUUACUAAACAAUAUGGCGUCCCAUAAGCCCGUCUACAUCGCCCUUAUUGUCGUGUCGUGGCUGUUCUACAUUGGUGCCAUCAUUGCCGGGACAUCGACGAGGUUCAUUUAUGAUGCAGCUAGUGCCAAAAACGAGACGAAGAACGUUACCUAUGAUGACACCCUCAUCAACCCUGCUCCCUGGACGUUUGGAGUCGUCUGGUCAAUCAUUUUCCUCUACCAGGGCAUUUGGAUUAUAUACGUCACAGCCUCCAUCUUCCGACGUGGAAAGAUCACCAAAAGCUACGUGUACACCAUGGAAGGAAUCUGCCCUCCGCUAACAUACGUCUUCUUCAUUCUCGGCUGCGCAGGCGCAAUUGUCUGGAGCGUUGUUUUUGUCUACGAAAUUCUGCUGCCAAAUUUGUUCCCGUUGUUGUUCGCAUGGUUUUCCCUCUAUGCUGCUUUGAUCAUCUGCUACAGGGAUUCCGAGAAUCAUUUCUUGAACGUUGUCAAAGAUGGGUUGUUAGUCGACGUGGUACUAGUCCGUGCGUUCAUUCACAAUGGGCUUGCAACCUUCGCAACCUGGGUAACCUUGGCCUUCUUCGUACAGCUUUCAGUUGUUUUGAAAUACGUAACAAUGGCGGACGAGCUCGUGUCAAGCAUCGUCAUCCUUGCAGUAAUUCUCGUUUUGUUGAUCGUCUGGUUUGCAUUCAACAAUUUUAUCUUCCCAAAGUUCUGUCAGUUCACCUUCACACCCUAUUUUGUUGUGUUGCUUGCAACUGCUGGGAUCAUUUCCGAUGGUUUCGAUACAUCGAACGCCGCCUUACUUUUUGCACUUGUCAUUCUCAUCGUUGACAUUGUGUUGCUAAUUGUUACGAUUGUUUUGGUGGUGCGUCGCUUUAAGUCGAAAUCGUUGGCUGGCCUUGCUGUUCCAAGCAUCUAA
Molecule: messenger RNA, 1031 nt
Organism: Lineus longissimus
Lineage: Eukaryota; Metazoa; Nemertea; Pilidiophora; Heteronemertea; Lineidae
Exons: 3
Coding region: 78-1031 (317 amino acids)
Source: RefSeq, a predicted model, not a curated record